This is a messenger RNA of Phytophthora sojae, 393 nucleotides long. RefSeq lists its product as hypothetical. The transcript has a single exon. The record is from RefSeq and is a predicted model, not a curated record. The annotation marks the transcript as partial. NCBI's taxonomy places the organism in Eukaryota, Oomycota, Peronosporomycetes, Peronosporales, Peronosporaceae.
CGCUCCCGCUUCAACGCCACCAGCGACAAGGCUCUGUUAGCUGAAGUCCUCGCCACGCCUCCAUUUGCUGCUGACCGUAAAACAGUAACAGGUGUGUGGAAGGGAGUGGCUAACCGACUAAACGCUACUCUGUCAGAAGCUUUUAGCUUUCGAGCGUGCAGGGACCGCACCAGUCUUCUCCUACGGAAGUAUGCAGUGCGGAAGGCGCGAAACGAAGCCGCUAGCGGCACCAGCGAGGUGCACACAGAGAACGAUGACAUCCUUGAGCAACUUCAGCAGCUCAAGAACGCAGUCGUGGCUGAACAGCAGGAAAAUAAGGCAAAAUCGACCUCUAAAACGCAGGAGCUGGAGACGGCAGGUCAACUCCUCAUGCAGGUAGCAGAAAAAAGGUAG